Messenger RNA from Habropoda laboriosa, 783 nucleotides. Its product is annotated as odorant receptor 2a-like. The coding region runs from base 1 to 783 and encodes 260 amino acids. Gene Ontology annotation, molecular function: olfactory receptor activity; odorant binding. The transcript has 6 exons. The record is from RefSeq and is a predicted model, not a curated record. Gene Ontology annotation, biological process: detection of chemical stimulus involved in sensory perception of smell; sensory perception of smell. NCBI's taxonomy places the organism in Eukaryota, Metazoa, Arthropoda, Insecta, Hymenoptera, Apidae. Gene Ontology annotation, cellular component: plasma membrane.
AUGUUUAUCUCUGCGCCUUAUAUACCGCAUGUAUAUGAUGUUAUGUUAUCGAAAAACGAGUCACGAAAGUUGGGUUUCAUUUACCCUGCCUAUUAUGGCGUUGAUCAAGACAAGUAUUAUUACUAUAUAAUAGCUCACAUGACAUCUGGGGGCUUAGUGGUGUUUUUCACCUUUAUCUCCUGCGACACGAUUUACAUGAAUAUCGUGCAACACGCGUGCGGAUUGUUGUUGAUUUCUGGCCACCGUUUCAAGUGGGCAAUCGAAGAGAUGGGUGGUAACAAUGAAAAAUUGAAUCCCACGAUGCUAGAGGGUAUACACAGAAGAGUGUGUCAAUCGGUUAAGGCACAUCAGCACGCCAUAAAUUACAUUGAGAGGAUUGAAGAAAUGCACCAUACAUACCUGUUCAUAGUGGUGCUAGUGGUUGUACUGGCGUUCAGUAUCACCCUACUAAGGGCGUCCAUGAUGGACCCUUGCGUGGAGUUCUACAAAGAUUGCGUAUUCUUGGUGGUGCAGCUCGUUCAUUUGCUUUUCCUUGCCAUACAGGGACACUUCGUUACAGUCUCGCAUGACCAGGUUUACGAUAGUAUGUACGAUGCAGUAUGGUACAACAGUACGCCAAGAACGCAAACUUUGUACAUGCUAGCUUUGAGGAGGACUUUAACUCCACCACUGCUCACUGCAGGAGGACUGAUUUCGUUGAAUUUGGAAACUUUUUCGAAGAUAUUAAAAACUUCUGUUUCCUGGUUCACGGUAAUAAAAUCGACAGUCAAGCCGGAGGACUGA